Ylistrum balloti is the source of this 3402-nucleotide messenger RNA. RefSeq names its product kelch repeat and BTB domain-containing protein 2-like. The record is from RefSeq and is a predicted model, not a curated record. Lineage: Eukaryota; Metazoa; Mollusca; Bivalvia; Pectinida; Pectinidae. Bases 126 to 1961 code for a protein of 611 amino acids. The transcript is spliced from 2 exons. Gene Ontology annotation, molecular function: protein binding.
UGUAAACUAAUAGAGUAUAAGUUAUUUACCUCUUCCUUGAUGUAAGAGACAGUACCUUACCUCUAACAAACUGGACUUGCAAGGACAUACUAGAACGUGCAUGAUAGUGAAGUCUGGAGCAGAUAAUGGAACAUAAUAAAGAUACUGAAAAGAGCCACUGGGGUUUUCAAGUUAGAACUGGGUUAAAAAGAUUGUUGCAAGAGAAACUAUAUUCAGAUGUGAUUUUGAAAGCUGGAGAUCAGAAAUUUGAAUGCCACAAGAACAUUUUGUGUGUGUUUUCAUCCUAUUUUGGAUGUAUGUUCCAGUCAGGAAUGCUAGAGUGUCAAGAGGAAGUGGUUGAGCUGAGAAUGGUGGAAGCAUGUCCUCUGAAACUGCUGAUUCAGUACAUGUACACUGGUAUCAUUGACAUGAGCAAAGACAAUAUUGUCAAAGUGCUGUGGACAGCUACCUUCCUCCAAAUGGAUGGUUUCUUGAACUGGAUAUGUUGCCAUAACAACCUGGAAAAAUACAUAGAUAUGGACAACUUUAUGGAGUUGUGGUGUUUGAUGGACACCCACCAUGACUGCAAAGUGUUGAAAGAUUUGUUGAUUGACUUCAUUUCAACACACUUUGAAGAAGUGUUCAAGACACCAGGAUUUGAAGAGAAUAUUACUUCUGAAGAUCUUUUAACCAUACUUAAUGAUAAAGGGUUAAUGGUGAAGAAUGAAGACACAAUUCUCCAAGCUGUCCUCACAUGGGUAAACCAUGACAGAGAGGUAAGGAGAGGGGAUCUCUCCAGACUGAUAAAGGCAGUUCGCCUACCAUUGUGUCACAGGAAUAGUCUCCAACUCCUCAAAAGUAUCUCAGGAGAGGAUGUGGAACAGUCAGUAGUUGAUAAUUUGAAAUUGGCAGAACAGUACCAACAGGACUAUGGAGGACAGAUGUGCUUCACCACUGUACAAAGCCAGUACAGGCCACACAGUGGCAAAGAGAAAGUCCUUGUACUGAUAAAUGAGGAGAAAGAAACCCACCCAUCCAAUGAGAAUGACAUCUGUUACCCAUCAAUCUCCUUUAUCCGUAACCCUUCCAUCUCAUUUGAACCUGAUGGAAUAUUGACAGUGCUUCCUUACAGUUUCAGACCUGGGGGCUAUACCACCUGCACAUAUGCAGAGAGUUGUGUUUAUCUGUGUGGGUAUCGCCAACAAGCCAAUGCCUUCUUCUACUACUCCGCCAUUACUGACAAGUGGCAGUGCUUGCAGCCAUGUCCUGGACCCUACAGAGUUGGUGCCCACAUUGUUGCCAUCAGAGACAGAGUCUACCUGUUUGGUGGAGAGGAAGUAGGUGAAGGUGUAUUGUUGUCUGCUGUCUACAUGUACAAUGUUACAAACAAUCAUUGGGACUCCAAACCAUUCUGUCAUCUGCAGAUUCCUGUCUCUAAAUUUGUGAAGGGCUGUCUUGGUGACAAGAUAUACAUUUUUGGUGGUACUUCAACUUUGGGAGAUAGCGAAACGACAAUUGGUGAAAACAUUGUGCAGUGUAUAGAUACUACAACCAAGUCCUGUUCAGUUAUAUGUUGCUCUGAUCUUGUCAGAGGAGUGAUCAGUGGGGGAUGUGCCAUCAGCUGUCAUGCUGAGGGUACUGUGCACAUCGUUCAUAAAGAAAACACCAAUUCACUUCUCUUAAUCAAGUUUGACCCAUUAUCACUUACAAAAUUUGAAGUUUUAGGUUCUAUCUCAGUUACUGCCGACUUGGACUUGAUCAAAUGUGAUGUAGGUAUGGUGAAACAGGACUGCAAAUUGGUGGUAGCCAGUACACAGUCUAUAUUGUAUGCAUUUCAAAAUGAACGAAGUUUUAGUGGUGUUGUGAACUUUGACCUUAAGUCCAAUAUAAAAACAAAUGAAAAGCUAUUUUUACACAGCAUGAAGGUUGUAGAAUUUCACUGUUUGGUUUUGACCGAUGAUAUGAUGAAUGUAGAUGUAUGAUGACAAAAUCUGUUUUGUGAUAAAUUUCUGUUAGGAUUACAUUGUAUUAGAAUUUUGUAUUGUGAAUAUAUAUGCAAACAGUUUUUAGUCCAUCAUGAUUAGGUGGUGGGCUGUUUAAAUGGCCUAGUAUUUGUGGUAUGUCCUUGAACUAUUCUUGCAUUGUUAUCUUCAUUUCUGAGAAAUGUUUGAUGGAUCUUUCUCAGUUUUCCCCUUAGUCCUUGGUUUUGCCCUUUUGAUUUUAGGAAUGAUUAAAAAAUCAAAAUGAUUUUUACUAUGUAAGAUUAUCAUCGCUAUUUCUUGAGGACAGAAUAAAUCUUUCUCAGAUUUCAUAAGCAGUAGAAAUAAAAAUCUCCAGCCAAUUGUCUGAUUCCAGCCUUCUCAGAAAAUAUAUAAUUCCAUAUAGUUUCCAUUAAAUACUUAGUAAACAGAUAUAAUUCAGCCUUUGUUCAGAUUUCCAUUUUCAUAUCUGAUGUAUGUUCCCAUUUGAUCCCUGGUUGUGCUCAUUUGUUGUAGAAAUGAUCAGAAGAAAUUGCUGCCAGGUAGCCAUCUUGGUUUUGACAAUGAAAGUUUGUUAUCACCAUUUAUUGAAAAGUACUUACUAGAUGGUUCUGUCUCAUAUUUCAUAUGUAGGCUUUCCUUGAUCUCUAGUUCUGCACUUUUGAUUUUCAGACAUUUAACAAGCUGACAGGCAACCAUCUUAGAUUUUGACAUGAAAAGUUUGUUUGUUGCUAUCGACGGAGUUGAUGGAUUUUUUCAAAUUACAUCUGCAAGUUUCCCAGGGUCCCUAGUCUCAGGUGUGCCCUUUUGAUUUUCAGGGCCUGGUAGAAAACAAAAUGGCUGACAGAUGAUUAUGAAUUUUGACUAUGAAAGUCUGUUAUUGCUAUUUAGUGAGAAGGACUUGACUGAGUUACCUCCCUUCCUAUGUGUUCUUUAUUUUCUGUAGACUGGUUCCCUCCUCAGUUAGCUCCCUUAUGUACUCUGAAGUGCAGCCCUGGCAGAGAAAUAUAGUUUGGUAUUUAUAAGGAAAGUCAGUAAGUCAGAAACCAAAAAGAAGAACUGUAUAUCUUGUCCUACUCCAGCUGGAGUAAGAAAAGUAAAGAGAUCCUGAUCAGCUUACCACUUGCAAAGUAUACUCUGUUCAAUGCACAAAUAUAAAUUGUUUGUUAAAUGAAUACAAAUUACAUUCUUGUAUCACUGAAUGUAGUCAUAUCUCAACAUAAUCAAAUAAAAGUGAGAUAUAGGUCUCACAAUAACGUUUGUAGUAUACUCAUAUAAGGGAAUGUAGUACUUUGGUAUUGAGUGAAUAAUUACAUGUAUCAACAAAAGGUUGUUCUAUCCUGUGAGAUAAUGAUGAACACCGUAAUACAGAUAAAAAUUCCAUAUAUAAAAUUCAAUUUAUAUUAACAUGGAAAGAGUCCCAUCUUUUUUUUGCUUUGUCUAU